AUGAAAACUAAAAUAGAAUUAAAAUUUUUGGGUGGUUUAGAAAGUUAUUUAGAAAACAAAUCAAAAAAUCAUGUAACAUUUGAAAUAGAAUCUGAAGAAUUAAAUUUUGAAAAUUUAAUAGCUUAUGUAAGGAAUUAUAUAAUAGUUGAAAGAAAAGAUGUUUUUUCUGAUUAUGUGGUAAGAAGUGAUAGUUCAAAAAUGUGUAAAGUGUUAGUUGACGAUAUUGAAUAUUCUAAUUAUAAUUUAAAUGAUAAAGCAAAAAUAAAACCAGGAAUUAUCGUUUUAGUUAAUGAAUAUGAUUGGGAGAUUUUAGAUACAUACUCUUAUAAAAUUCAAAAUAAUGAUAAGAUAUGCUUUUUGUCAACAUUACAUGGCGGCUAA
This is a messenger RNA of Plasmodium gallinaceum, 381 nucleotides long. Its product is annotated as ubiquitin related modifier, putative. The transcript has a single exon. Gene Ontology annotation, molecular function: protein tag activity. Bases 1 to 381 code for a protein of 126 amino acids. The record is from RefSeq and is a predicted model, not a curated record. NCBI's taxonomy places the organism in Eukaryota, Apicomplexa, Aconoidasida, Haemosporida, Plasmodiidae. Gene Ontology annotation, biological process: tRNA thio-modification; protein urmylation. Gene Ontology annotation, cellular component: nucleus; cytoplasm.